CGCUGGUGGUCUUUCGCUUCUGCUACACAGACAGCUGAGGGCUUCAGACUGGGGCAGUUCCCGGCUCGGCGCGGCCUUGAGAGAACCGAACGCUGGUUUAAAUGGCGAAGACGUACGACUAUCUGUUCAAACUGUUGCUGAUCGGAGACAGCGGGGUGGGAAAGACAUGUCUGCUGUUCAGAUUCAGCGAGGACUCCUUCAACACCACCUUCAUUUCCACAAUAGGAAUAGACUUCAAAAUCCGAACAAUAGAGCUGGAUGGAAAGAGAGUCAAACUUCAGAUCUGGGACACCGCAGGACAGGAGAGGUUUCGCACCAUCACGACAGCUUACUAUAGAGGAGCAAUGGGCAUUAUGUUGGUCUACGACAUCUGCAAUGAGAAGUCUUUUGAAAAUAUCAAAAACUGGAUUAGAAAUAUCGAAGAGCAUGCCUCGUCGGAUGUGGAGAAGAUGAUCCUGGGUAACAAAUGUGACAUGACUGACAGGAGGCAGGUGUCUAAAGACCGAGGUGAAAAACUGGCUAUUGAUUAUGGAGUGAAGUUCUUGGAAACCAGUGCAAAGUCUAGCUUAAACGUAGAAGAGGCUUUUUAUACAAUGGGAAGAGACAUAUUGCAUAAUCUCAGCUUAAAGAACACUGACAGCACCGCUGGAGGAUCGGGAAAACCAGUGAAGAUCACAGAGAAGAAGUCGAAGCGGAUCAAGAUCUUCAAGUGUUCGCUCCUCUAGGCUGCUGGUCCGCAGCGUUCACCUUUCCAGCGUGACCUUGCUGUCCCGGAGCGCUCUCGGGCCUCCUGGCAGCGGCGGCAGCAGCACUGGUCUGAGUCGGGGGGCUUUUUCUGCCAGCUGAGCUGACAGCUUUACGGGCGGCUGAGACGCCGCCCUGAUCUGCCUACCAGCAGAGGAUCAAUGAGGAAUGAGGCCUGAUAACCUUUUUUUUUUUUUCUUUUUAAAUCCACUCAUGCAAAAGACUUCUGCGUGACCAUCAGCGGUGGUUUGUAGCUCGCCGUGCAGUGCCUGCUCGCCGUGGGCCUCCAUCUGGUUAAACACAGCCGUCUUACACAGGUGCAUCUCAAAAAGUUUGAACGACAGCAAAAAGUGAAUUGCUUUGACACUCAUUCCAAACACUCCCAACACAAAAAGGAUUUAAAAAAAAAUCUCACUUAUGAUAAUCACGGCCUCCAGUUUAAAAAAGAAAAAAACAAUAUCUUGACAUAAUCUAAAAUAUAUGUCACUGUUUGAAUUACAUUUUCAAAUUUAUUGAAAUGCACCUGCAAUAAAGAAACCACUUUAAGAUCCUUUCAUAUUUUGUAGCAUCUUUUUCUACACACUACCUACUAUCAUAUUUACUAUGAUGCUGUAAUAUAAACAUAUCAAGGCUCAGCAUUGAUUGUAUUUGUCUGUGUGAAAUCAUGUGCAUUAAUACGCUUACGGUCUCCAAGUUGCACUUAACAUAAUUUCUAUUUGUUCUCUUUGUGUGCCUAGAAGAAAUCACAGCAAUGUGAUAGAAAUGACAAAAACAUGUAUUGAUACAACUUACUGUAUUAUCUUUUUUUUUUAUUAUUUUAUUUUAGCCAAGCUUUUAUUUUAUUUAUACAGGCUUCUGUGUCAAAAUGAAACUGUGAAAGGAUUGUUUGUUUCAUGGUGGAUGUUAUUUGUACAUAUCGAUAUCCGAUUGACAGUAUUUGCAUGAGAGUUUGUAGGAAGACCUCCGAGGGGGGUCACUAUUAAGCACACAGUAUUAAAAAGAAAGCGUUUACAGGCAGUAUUUUGAAGAUGUUAACCGUGUGUCAGAAGGUCAUGUGUUCGCUGUUUCAGACGUCGGCACAGCUCGCAGUUGUGUUUGUGCUUUAUUUUCUCCUGAAUCCGUCGCCGUCCAACAGGCUCCCUUCACAUAACCCACAGCAGAACGCAGUGAUGGGGGGGGGGAACUGUGAUGUGAAUGAUUGUGAACUACUGUAUGUUACACCAAUGAAAAGUAAAGACAAUAAAGAAAGUGAA
Salarias fasciatus (jewelled blenny) is the source of this 1997-nucleotide messenger RNA. RefSeq names its product ras-related protein Rab-8B. The transcript is spliced from 8 exons. NCBI's taxonomy places the organism in Eukaryota, Metazoa, Chordata, Actinopteri, Blenniiformes, Blenniidae. The record is from RefSeq and is a predicted model, not a curated record. The coding region runs from base 102 to 725 and encodes 207 amino acids. Gene Ontology annotation, molecular function: GTPase activity; GTP binding.